AUGGCUGUCAAAGGCAGCAAGUCUACGGCCUUGAGAUCAGCAAACCGCAGAGUUCCUGUGCCAGCUGAGGCCUUGGCCAUGGAAGGUCCUGGUGCAGAAGAGGCUCCAUCAAUGGCAGCCUACCCAGGUCUGGCCAACCAGGGCACCACCUGCUGCCUGAACAGCCUCCUGCAGUGCCUCUUCUUCACGCCGCAGUUCCGCCAUGCCAUCCUCAGCUGUGAGGACCUGGAGGAGUCCAGCCUGGUCACUCAGCUGAGGAAGGUCUUUGUGGCCCUGCAGACGGCCCAGGGGCCUGUGACCACCUCCGCCAUCACCCGCUGCCUGGGGCUGAGAAAUGUGCACCAGCAGCAGGACGUCCUGGAGUUCUUCCAGACCCUGCUGACCAGGAUGGCUGCUGAGCGAGCGGAGCUGGGGCAGCUGUUCCAGAUGACCACAGAGCACGUGAUCCGGUGCGAGGAGUGUGGGGAGGAGACGAGGCAGGAAGAAGAGCGGCUGUUCCUCAUGGUGCCAGCGACGCAGGUCGACGGAGGUCCCCUGUGCUCCGUGGCUGAGUCUGUGCAGGCGUUGUUCCGGGAGGAGCAGGUCACAGGUGACAACCAGUACUACUGCGAGCACUCCCACAAGGGCCUUCUGAGAGCAGGAGAUGAGUACGAUGGACAGCAGAGGGUGCAGAUGAGCUGUGGCCAUGCUGUGGACCCAGGGAAUCUGACAGCCUGGUGCCGAAGCCUGAUGGACCAGGGCCACUUCAAGUUGUACUGCCCAGCUGUUGUCGAUGAAGACAAGUGUGGGGCUGAGUGGCCUUAUUCGGAGGUGCGUCGCUGUGCAGUGCUGAGUGACACCGAGCAGCGAGAAUUUGAGCAGAAACUGGCCCUGAUGGCGGCAAAACUCUACUGUGACUAUAAAGAGUGCCCCAGAUGCAAAAGCCUGGUGGAGAGGAAGGAUCUGACCACCAUCCGCGUGUUCUGCAUAAUCUGCACCAACUACGAGUUCUGCUGGCAGUGUCUGCGGGCCUGGAAGGGGGCGGGCAAGCCCUCUGAUCGCUGUGACAAUGUGGGCUGCAGGGAUCCGAGCCUGGACACCCUGGCCUCCUGUGUCACCAAGGACCUCCCGGGCAGCGAGAUCCAAGGCUGUCCGUCCAUCAGGGCCUGCCCCACGUGCGGGAUGCUCAUCGAGCACAAGGAGAAGUGCAAGUACAUCGUGUGCUCACGGUGCCACGUGGAGUUCUGCUUCGCCUGCCUGGACCUUGCUCAGGUCUGCCAGGCUGCCAAAUCGGGUGCCUGGUUUAAGUGGUGUGCCAAGCCUCUGGCCCCAAGGCAGCGCCAUAUCCCUGUGUGGAGCAGACACAUCCUACCCGACACAUCUGACAUCUGCUAG
Molecule: messenger RNA, 1374 nt
Organism: Elephantulus edwardii (Cape elephant shrew)
Lineage: Eukaryota; Metazoa; Chordata; Mammalia; Macroscelidea; Macroscelididae
Exons: 11
Coding region: 1-1374 (457 amino acids)
Biological process (GO): protein deubiquitination
Cellular component (GO): cytosol; nucleus
Molecular function (GO): cysteine-type endopeptidase activity; cysteine-type deubiquitinase activity
Source: RefSeq, a predicted model, not a curated record